Molecule: messenger RNA, 936 nt
Organism: Paramecium sonneborni
Lineage: Eukaryota; Ciliophora; Oligohymenophorea; Peniculida; Parameciidae
Source: the annotation of a GenBank genome assembly
UAUAUUGUGUUUAUUAUUUAUUAUAUAAUAUCAUAUGGGUAAUUAAGAAGGAAUGUGCUGUCUAUCUAGAGAUAAGGAAUAUCAUAUUUUAAACAAUGAAUUAGUUAUAUAUCGAGAAUAUUUAAAUGUGAAAAUAACAGUCAAAUUAGGUGAUAUAUCAAAAGAAUCAGGUGAGAGUGUAAGUAAUUAAAAUAUCUCUAAUUCAAGUCUGUUUAUACACAAAUCCUGAGAAAAUACCUUUAUAACCAGCUCAUACUUAAUAGGUUUAUGAUACUCUGUGCAAAAGUAAUAAAGAUUAUCAUAAAUUUGUAGUUGGUUUUGAAUAAGUGUUUACUUAAAAUCUAGAAAUGAAUAACUACAAAUGCAUUACGUUCUAUAGAGUGAGAGCCUUUGAAGUAUAAAAUUAUAUAAUUUGUUUAGUCAGAAAAAGAUUUGUUUUAAUAUUAUAAUGGAUUCAAAGAAUGGUAAUAUAAUAAUAAUAUUAAUAUAAAUAGUUUGACAUAAUUAAAUGAUGAUCAGUACAAAGAUAUUUUGAUUUGUGAUUGUCCAAUUAAAUAGAGUAGAUCUUUUAGUUCUGAAGUCCUUGUCAGAUCAGUUAUUGAGUAUCAUAUUAUAAUACUUCCUUAGUUUCAUUGAGGAAUCCAAUAAUCGACUCAAUAUAAAGAGUAUUACAAUUAUGAAUUGUGAUAAAAAGAGUGUAAUAUACCAUAAUUUAAUAAAGAGUCUCGUUUCCUUAAAUAUGAACUAAUCAAAUAAAUUGAAGAGUCUAAGUAACCAGCUUUGAGGAAAGAUAGACAAAAUAAGUUUAUGAAAUUUAUCACCUCAACCAAGAGUGUAACUUCAGAAAUGGGAAGAUAAAAUAAAUGUGAUUUCAGUUUAUAAGAUUUUGAUUUAGGAGAUGAAUCUAAAUUAAUGAAUUUGAAAUAAGAAUAAUGA